Messenger RNA from Ipomoea nil (Japanese morning glory), 3406 nucleotides. RefSeq names its product protein SMAX1-LIKE 8-like. The transcript has 3 exons. The coding region runs from base 226 to 3141 and encodes 971 amino acids. The record is from RefSeq and is a predicted model, not a curated record. Lineage: Eukaryota; Viridiplantae; Streptophyta; Magnoliopsida; Solanales; Convolvulaceae. Gene Ontology annotation, molecular function: ATP binding; ATP hydrolysis activity.
CUACAUACCCACUUAAUAAUAAUAUUAAUAAUUCUUUCGAGUUUCUUCUGCUCCUCAUACUACACUGCUGUCAUUUCUAAUCAUUCUUGAAUCUUGAAACCGUAGAUUAGUGAUACUGGAGUGGUUUCAUUGUUUUUUUGUUUCUGUUGUUGUGUGUAUUGGAAUUUGAUGUUAAAGGGUGAAUCUUUAUAUUAUUAGGAACAAUUUCUUGUUUUUCCGGCGGAGAUGCCGACGCCGGUGGCGACAGCCCGGCAAUGCUUGACGGCGGAGGCGGUGAGGGCGCUGGACGAGGCGGUGGCGGCGGCGCGGCGGCGUGGGCAUGCUCAGACGACGUCGGUUCACAUGGUGUCGUCGCUGCUCUCGCUGCCGUCGUCGUCGGCGCUGCGGGAGGCGUGUUGCCGGGCGCGCAACAAUGCGUACUCUACGCGCCUACAGUUCAAGGCGUUGGAGCUCUGCCUCGGGGUGACGCUGGACCGGCUGCCGUCGUCGCCGAACCGGGCCGGAGAAGAUGAACCGCCGGUUUCGAACUCGCUCAUGGCGGCCAUCAAGCGGUCGCAGGCGAACCAGAGACGGCAGCCGGAGAAUUUCAGCUUUUAUCAGCAACAGCAGCAGUCUUCUUGUUCUUCAGCUCCGGUGGUGAAGGUGGAGCUACAGAAUAUGAUUCUCUCCAUUCUUGAUGACCCGGCGGUGAGCCGGGUCUUCGGGGAAGCCGGGUUCAGAAGCUGUGAUAUCAAGAUCGCCAUUUUAAGGCCGGUUCACCAGUUCUUUAGAUAUUCCAGGUAUAAAGGACCACCCCCUCUGUUUCUCUGUAAUUUAUCUGGGGAUUCUGAGCUGGGAAGAAAAGGUUUCACCUUCCCUUUCCUAGGGGUUUCAGAUGGAGGAGGAGGAGAUCAGAAUUGCAGGAGAAUCAGUGAGGUUUUCCUAAAGCCCAACCAGAAAAACCCCAUGCUAGUUGGGGUUUGUGCUCAUGAAGCUCUCAGGACUUUCCUGGAAACUCUCCAGACAAGAAGAGAUGGAUCAGGGCUAAUACCCUCACACCUCUCUGGACUAACUGUAAUCUGUAUCGAACCCGAGCUUUCGGGUUAUGUUAACGGGGAUUACGACGAGGAUAAGCUGAGACUGAAGCUUGAGGAAGUGACCAGAAUGGUGGAGCAAUGCAUAGGCCCUGGUGUUGUGCUCAAUUUUGGUGAUCUCAAAGUGUUGGCUGGGGAUGAACCUUCCGGUGAAUCUUUGCAGCCCGUGAUUCGCGGGUUGGCUCGGUUGAUUGAGGUUUGUGCUGGGAAACUGUGGGUGAUCGGAGCUGUGGCGCGAUACGAGGUUUACUUGAAGGUCUUGAAUAGAUUCCCCUCCAUUGAGAAAGAUUGGGACUUGCAGCUCUUGACAAUCACCUCUCCAGGACCUUUCCCAGGUGAAUCAUACCCCAAAUCCAGCUUGAUGGAGUCUUUUGUUCCAUUUGGAGGGCUGUUUGCUGAUAUGAAAAGCCCAUUAAGCAGCUCGUACCCGAGCGUUUCGCGGUGUUGUCUCUGCAGCGAGAAGUGCAGGCAAGAAAUUAAUGCGGUUUCGAGUGGGGGGUUUGGUUCUUCGGUUGCAGACCACUACCAGCAGUCGAGUCUGCCUUCUUGGCUGCAAAGCAGCAACAAGAUGGAGGUGAUGAAGGCCAAAGAUGAUGAUUAUAAUGUGGUUUUGAAUGCCAAAAUCGCGGGAUUGCAGAGGAAAUGGGACUCGCUCUGUCAGCGCCUGCACUACGAGCCGUUCUCGAGAACGAGUAGUGGUGCUCAGCUCGAUUCUCGAGUCCCGUCCAUCGUGGGGUUUCGAGUCGUGGAAGACGGGAAUAAGGACAGGGUCGUGCCUUCUAAUGCCUCGAAAGAGAGCAGUCCACUCGGGGUACUCUCGGAUGAGCUUCCUCUCAGUUUGUCCAGUUCGAGUACUUGCUCGAAUUCUCCAACCUCAGUGACCUCGGUGACAAUGGAUUUAGGUUUGCAUAUUUGCUCGAAUUCUCCAUCCAACAUCUCGAGAAAUGCUCAAUUCAAUCCGAAAGACUUCAAGGUGCUAUACGAGGCUCUAGCCGAGAGGGUUUGGUGGCAGGAAGAAGCUGUGAAAGUUAUCAGCCAAAGAAUAGCCCAGUGCAGGCACCCCCGGGCAACUCGAGGAGACGUAUGGUUCCAUUUCUCGGGACCGGAUAGCGUGGGGAAGAAAAAACUCGUCGUUUCCCUUUCUGAAAUACUACACGGGAGCACACAUAGCUUGAUCUGUGUCGAUCUGAGCUUCGAGGAAGGCACCCGAGCCUGCAUUAAGUCACUGUUUGAUCUCCAGUUUGUGAACAAGUAUGAUGUGAAGUUGAGAGGCAAAAACGUUGUGGAUUACAUUGCAGAGAAGCUGGGUGAGAAGCCCGUGUCUGUUAUCUUCCUCGAGAACGUUGAGAAAGCCGAUCUCCUCGUGCAAAAUAGCCUCUCCCGGGCUGUGAAAACCGGGAAAUUCUCAGACUCACAUGGAAGAGAAAUUAGUACUAGUAAUGCCAUCUUUGUGACCACUUCAGGUUCCCCAGAAGGCUAUUCUGAAGAACAAAUUCUUGCAGUAAAAGGCUGGCCAAUUCAUAUCCAGAUUGGAGUUGAUCUUGGAGAUGAUAAUCCCAACAAGAGAAAAACCAUCGACACAGUCGAAAACGAGGACCGUUUUGCCAUCCCCGAGAUAGCAAAACGCGCCCACCGGGCAUCAAAUCCAUCCCUCGACUUGAAUCUCCCAGCUGCUGACAAUGACAGAACCGAGGAACCCGACACAGGGCCAUGGUUGGAAGAGUUCCUCAGACAGGUCGACGAGACAGUCACAUUCGAGCCAUUUGGCCUCGGGUCACUUGCAGAGAAAACGGUGAAGGAGAUCGAACACUGCUUCCACAAAAUCAUCGGGCCCGAGUGCUUGCUCGAGAUCGAAUCUAAAGUAAUGGAACAGAUUUUAGCAGCUGCCUGUUUAACCAAUAACAAGAAGGUAGAAGAUUGGAUCCAGAGUGUUCUUGUCAGGGGAUUUGUAGAAGCUCAAGAAAAGUAUAGCCUAACUGCUCAUUCUGUUGUCAAGCUAGUUACUAGCAGAUUUGCAGAAGAGCAUAAACCAGGAAUAGUUCUUCCUGGGAAAAUUAGAAUGAACUGAAUGAAUUUAGUAAGGUCUUCUUCUUCUUCUUCUUCUUCAUUGUUAUUAUUAUUAUUAUGUAGUAGUGGAUGUAUAAAUAUAUAAUUUUAGCCUUCUCUGUAGUCUGUUUAUCCCAUGUGUUUAUUGGGUAGUUUCAGGUUUUAUGUCUUAUAGCAUAGAAUGUAUUUUGGGUCCAAUGCACUUUCCUAGGUCUGUAUUAAUGUUAAUCUUAGCUCAUCAUGGUUUGGUUACCCUAAUUAUUAAACUUAGCUAAUCUUUUAUGUGC